This is a messenger RNA of Telopea speciosissima, 1389 nucleotides long. RefSeq names its product VQ motif-containing protein 9-like. The transcript has a single exon. The record is from RefSeq and is a predicted model, not a curated record. Bases 70 to 1155 code for a protein of 361 amino acids. Lineage: Eukaryota; Viridiplantae; Streptophyta; Magnoliopsida; Proteales; Proteaceae.
GAGAGAGAGAGACAGAGAGAGCUACCAGAGAGAGAGAGAGAGACAGACAGAAGAGAUUAGGUGGGUAUAAUGGAAAAAAGCUGUCACUCAUCUGGUGGUGAGUCCACCAGCAGCAACAGCAGAAGCAGCAACUUCCACCAGCAGAACAACAACAACACCACUACCAACGACAGUAAUAGCAGAGAUCAGUAUCUCAAGCACCUCAAUAAGAUCUCUCACAAGAUAUCUAAAGAUUCAAGACCCCCACCCAUCAGGAAAUACCCUGUUGACAACCUUCGUCAAAAUCCACAGCAGCAACAUCAGCAACAAUCACAGCAGCAGCAGCAUCAGCAAAGUCAGCAGCAACCACAGCAGCAGCAGCAACAACAGCAUCAGCCUCCAGUGUAUAACAUCAACAAAAACGAUUUCAGAGACGUGGUUCAGAAGCUCACUGGUUCCCCUGCUCAUGAACGAAGCUUCUCUACACCCCCACCCAUCCACCCUCCUAAACCCCCAAGCUCUCGUCUCCAGCGUAUUCGUCCACCACCACUUGCCCACCUCAGCCCUCGACCCCCACUUCCCCUUACCACCACAAAUCUUCCUCCCACCACCACCACCACCGCUGGCGUUCUCACAAACAACGCUGCCAACAUCAACUGCACCGGAAACUUUGUUGGCAACAACAAUGGACGGUCGGUGUCUCCUUUAUCGCCUCUUCCUCCUUUCCCAUCCGUUCAUGCCACUGCGGAAUCACCCAUCUCCGCCUACAUGAGGUACCUCCAGAGCUCCAUCCCGACCGUCGAUUACGAUUCCAAGCGAUUCUCUUCCGGGUUUUCGCCGCUGGUGUCUCCACGGUGGAAUAACCCUAACUCGUUUCAGCCUCUGGUGUCGCCUCGGUGGAACAACAGCAUCAACAACCCUGGCCCAUUACAACCGCCACCACCUCUGCCGCAGCCUCAGCAGGUUCUUCCUUCGCCCACAGCGGCUAUGUCUCCAUCACAGUUUCUGAUUCCUUCGUCGCCUAUGUCGUUUGGGAAACUUCCGUCGCCUCGGUCGCCGUACCCUCUGCUCUCGCCGACGUUUCUGUUCUCGCCUACUGCGGGUCAAUUAGGGUUUCCUCAGUUCCCUCCGUCACCAAGGUUUCCCGUGCCUAGUCCAAGGUGGAGAGAUCUAUGAGGUUCAGUAAGUCACAAAGCAGAGAAGGUAAGCCUUCUUUGCUUGCUGGAGCUCAAGUCAGGGUUUUUUUAUUCUUAAUUUUUUUAACUAUUACUGUACAUUUUGGUUGGGAAGGAAGAAAUUGUUAUUCAAAUCGCCAGUAGUCGGGAGCAAGGAGAUCUGACACUGGUUAAAAAUUUGAACUUUUUUCUGUAAAUGAAUCUGAGAGACGUAGAAAACCAUAUUUGUUCUUCU